Rhopilema esculentum is the source of this 2268-nucleotide messenger RNA. Lineage: Eukaryota; Metazoa; Cnidaria; Scyphozoa; Rhizostomeae; Rhizostomatidae. The record is from RefSeq and is a predicted model, not a curated record.
GAUUGAUAAAUAUAUUGUUGUUUAAUGGUAUCUAGUUGUGUUAACGGUACUGUCAAUCAUUUAAUUCCGUUGAGAUUCAUCUCCUUUGAUUACGUUUUUGGAUUAGUUAGUGGCUUCCCUGUGAGCAGCCCUUUUCGCAUAGGUUUAAAGAAGGCUCAUUUCCUAAUAAACAUCCAUCGAUCUAUUAUUGUUCCUUUCGCCAUACUGUUUUUUUCUUUCAUCAAUAGCUCCAGAUUAUCAAUGACUGUAACUUUAAUGAAUUUUAAAAUUUUGAGUUGUUGCAAAAUUGGUUUAAUUUAUUCUUAGUGUAAUUUGUUUGUAUCACUAAAAUAUAUUGCCAUUUCCCAUGAGAUAUGCGGUUCUCUUUCAUGUCCUUGCUCUAUCGUGGAUUGAUCAUGUGAUUUAUCUGCUUUAAAAACUAAAUUGAAAAUUAUUCCCGCCAAAGGAGAUUUUGAACACGCUAGGUGAGUAUGUUAAUUUUUUGUUCUGUGCUGAGCCAGUAAUCUUAGAAUAAGUAAAAGUGAGAUGCAUUACAUGUUGGAAAAAGUGCAAACAAAAAGGUUUGAUUAUGCUGAUAAUGACCAUGCAAGAAUUUAACUCCAGAUAAAUUGAACUUAAGGCAGGCUUUCUUCAAUUGUUGCGGGGCUGGAUUGAUCUUGAUUUGUUCUUAGAUUAUUAUUAGCGUGUAAGCAGUGGUAUUGCUAGCUAUUGCCUUCCAGGCAGGUGCAGGUGUUUACGCCUCGUUUGCCUACAAAGAUAGUGUCUAUAAAUUUCUCUAAAGUUUGGUGGUGUAAAUUGUCAUUUAUCUUUAAGAAAAUGGAUACAGAAAAGACACACAAAGGAGUUGUGGAGGAAAUGGAUGUAUGAUCUCAUGUUUUAUUAUAUCCUUAGUCUUGACUAUGAACAUUUUUGUUUUUUUAAUUAUUCCACGGAGAGGCAUGUUUCCCUUAGCAAUGCUAGUGUGAAUCUCACAACUUCUUAACUUUGCUUAAAUUCACUUUUUCCACCCCAUUGCUUGGACACUUAACUUUGUUGCAAUCAAUUGAUAGUAUAUCAAAAUUGAUUAUUCUAAAUUGAUAUUUGGGUUUGAAUUUUGUUUAAGACGGAUUAGAAUUGCACAUUUUAAUAUCUUCAUUUAGCGUAAUAUAGAACCUACCAUACCAGCAACAGAUUGGCACAGUCAAGCGCCAUUUUACUUGAUUUUAUUUCACUUUUCUCAAUUGCCUAGCAUGAAUAAUAAUAAAACAGUGAUUUUAAGCAUCGUUUUCUGACUUUUUGAUAAUUAGUCAGUUUGACAACAAUAAUUUGACCCAACCAACCGUUACUCUCUACAUCUCAGAAAUAAUUAUUUACUUUUAAAAUAUUUUUUAUAGUCUUUGGGUAUAAAUUUUCCCUUACCUUCCAGGAGGUUGAAAACGAAGAAAGAGAUGGUAUGAUCGCAAUUCUGUGUACUAUUUUGCAUGAAAAAAAAUCAAAUUGUUCAUUUUGUUAAUAUCCUUCUUAGUCAGGCUAGAAUGUACGUCAGUCGUAACUGAGUACUGCUUGAGUUAAUUUUAGGCUGGACUUUACUUUGUUUGCAAUUUCACUUCUUAUCACCAUAUUCUUUGAACAUUACGCUCUGUUGCACUCAAUGAAUAUUGCAUCAAAUUUGGUCAUUCUAAAUUGAUCUUAGGGUUUAAGUUGUCUUCAAGACGAUUUUGAAUAGUAGAUUUCAAUAUCUUCAGUGCUACUAUACUAGCAAAUUAAAAGAUUUUAAUUUUUUCAUUUAACAGUUUUGAUAUUUAGUCAGUUUGACAACAAUAAUUUUACCCUAUCAACCGUUACUCUCUACCUCUCAGAAAUAAUUAUAUAUUUUCAAAAUACUUUUUAUAGUCUUUUGGUAUAAAUUUUCCCUUACCUUCCAGGAGGUAGAAAACGGAGAAUCCUUGGCGGGGGAAGAGAAGGAAUGAACGCAUUCCUUUUUAUUAUUUCACAUUAAAAAGAAAACAAAUGUUGAAGAGAACUGUGGCGGCAGGGGAAAAAGGAGGAGGUGGAAAAAAAAGUAAAAAGAAAAGAGAGCAGCAGGUGGAAGUUGUCGUCGGGGGAAGGAAGAAGAUGCUGCUAUGCCAAGGAAAAUUGGGCGCAAUGAAGCGCCUGAUUUGCCAAUCAUUCCAUUUAUCAAGGAAAACCCCAUUCAUAAUGUUGAAUUGGGAAAGAAAGCGCCUCAAUGAAAAAAGACCAGGGAUGAGGAUAAUAAUAACAAUUUUAAAGAAAAGAGAGAAGAGACAA